UGUCACCCGCAACCAGGAUACCCACACAGUGCGUUGAAAUGUCGUGAGUAGGUUUACGGUUAAAAUUUGGUUUCUUUUCUAUCCAUGCAAAAAACGUUUUAUUUUCCUCCGUUAUUUUUCCGGUUAUAUAGAUGCAUAUAAUUUAAAUAUAUCUAUGAUGUUCUAAUUGACCUUUGGAUUAUUUUACCAGAAUAUAAACUGAAUCGGGAAAGUACCUUGCCGAUUUUUUCUCUUCUUAUAUUUAAUAUCCAUUGCAUUCAAGAUAUUAUUUAAUUAAAAUGUGGGCAACCCGUAAGACCCGCUUUAGUAACUGCAGCGGCUCAGAAGCGAUCGAGGAUAACGAAAUUGUUGUGAACAUAGGCGGAGUGAAACAGGUUCUUUCUGGGACCGUCCUGAAGCUAUUUCCAGAUACCCGGCUGGCGGAGUUGGGAAACUACUCCUCGCGGAAUAUGGAGGAUUUGUUCGCCCUCUGUGACGACUACGACCCCAGCACCGGCGAGUUUUACUUCGACAGAGAUCCAGACUCUUUCAAAUGCAUCAUGGAGCUGUACUUUUAUGGUGAAAUUCAUAUAAAACGAGGCAUCUGCCCCAUUUGCUUUAUGAAGGAGAUGGAAUUCUGGAAAGUGGACCCGGAUUUCCUAGAUGAAUGCUGUAAGAGUCACCUGAGUGAGGUGGAACAAGAGCAAGCAGAAAUCAGGGCAAGAGUGAAAAUGAUUCUGGACGAUAUGGAGGGUGACUCCUCUCUCAGCCACUGGCAGAAGUACAGAAAGUCCCUCUGGAAACUGAUGGAGAAGCCAGAUUCCUCCAAGUUGGCACGUGCUGUUGCCAUUGCGUCUUUCCUCUUUAUCCUCCUCUCCACAGUGAUAAUGUGCAUGGGAACUAUCUCAGACCUGCAGGUGGAGGAUGACGAAGGGAACCAUGUGGAGCAUCCGACGUUGGACGCCAUCGAAACCGCUUGCAUCUGCUGGUUCACCGUAGAAUACAUAGUGCGUCUCAUCUCCUCCCCGAAGAAGGUGUCAUUCAUCCUGUCCUUCAUGAACAUGGUGGAUCUUCUCGCCAUCGUGCCGUUCUACGUAGUGUUGGUCUUGACGAGCCUGGGCGCAGCUGUCAUGAAGCUGGGUAACGCGCAGCAGGCGGUGCAGGCCCUGCGCAUCAUGCGUAUCGUGCGCAUCUUCAAGUUAGCGCGCCAUUCUUCUGGCCUCAAGACUCUCACUUACGCAUUGAAGAGCAGCUUUUCGGAGUUGGGGCUGUUGCUCAUGUAUCUCGGCGUGGGUAUCUUUGUGUUUUCUGCGCUGGGGUACACCAUGGAACAGAGUCACCCGGAGACUAUGUUCCACAGUAUCCCACAAUCCUUCUGGUGGGCUAUCAUUACCAUGACAACAGUGGGCUAUGGAGACAUCUACCCCAAGACCACUUUAGGGCGUUGCAGUGCCGCUGUCAGCUUCCUCUGCGGGCUAAUCGCCAUAGCGCUGCCCAUCCACCCAAUAAUCAACAACUUCGUCACGUUUUACAAUAAGCAGAAGAUCCUAGAGACUGCCACCAAGCACGAGCUGGAGCUGAUGGCCCUGCAGGAAAGCGAAGGUGCCCUGCCCAAGGCAUUACAGAAAGCCCUGAAGCCCAGUACUGUGAUGGGAGUGUCGAACAAUAGCAUGUGCGCCUCAUGUGGAGAUACUUACUUACCACUCCUAGAAGACUCAGCCCAGAAGGUGCGUCCCUUGAGCUGCAUGGGCAACUCAAAAUAGCUUAACAACUUAAAGGUUGUUAAAGGUAUGGUUAGGUCCAUGCAUUUGUAUAUAUCUAAGCCUUAUAAGCUUUAGAGAACAAUUAUAGCAAAUCCUGUUUUGGAGAACACCAUGCUCCUAUUUCUGAAUUAAACUGACUUUGAAGUCUGUUAGGGAAUUUACCUUGCAGGUGCCAGUUUGUGUACAAUUGCAAAUGCCGUAGUUCAGGAGAACAUUUGUGGCUGGUAACUUGCUAACCCUAAACAGGUGAAUCAGUGUACAUCAGAGAAAAUAUAGUGUUGAUAUAUAACAUGUAGCCAGAUGUUCUCCACUAAAUUAAUACAUCCAUGGACUGGAGGUAGGGCUGUUUUGAAAAAGAAUAUUUUGGCCUUGUAGUAACAGCACGGGCUGUUUAACAUACAUUUUUUAUCACCACUUCAGGUCAAAUAUAAUAUUUCUUCGCAAAGUAUUGUUUUUUUCCUAAGAUUGUUUUUCCCUUUUUUUCUUAAAAAAUUGACUUGAGAUGUCAGUUUUCUUGGGUGUCUUUGAAUUUACUAAUAAUUGUCAAAAACAUAAAUGAAUCAAAAUAAUACCCAUAUAUACUUCAACAUAACUAAGAAUCAAAUAAACCUGCAUUA
This is a messenger RNA of Brienomyrus brachyistius, 2359 nucleotides long. Its product is annotated as potassium voltage-gated channel subfamily F member 1-like. The coding region runs from base 279 to 1742 and encodes 487 amino acids. The transcript has a single exon. Gene Ontology annotation, molecular function: voltage-gated potassium channel activity. Gene Ontology annotation, biological process: potassium ion transmembrane transport; protein homooligomerization. Gene Ontology annotation, cellular component: voltage-gated potassium channel complex; membrane. The record is from RefSeq and is a predicted model, not a curated record. Lineage: Eukaryota; Metazoa; Chordata; Actinopteri; Osteoglossiformes; Mormyridae.